Messenger RNA from Orcinus orca (killer whale), 3995 nucleotides. It is a transcript of the gene BMP1, whose product is annotated as bone morphogenetic protein 1. NCBI's taxonomy places the organism in Eukaryota, Metazoa, Chordata, Mammalia, Artiodactyla, Delphinidae. The transcript is spliced from 20 exons. The record is from RefSeq and is a predicted model, not a curated record. Gene Ontology annotation, biological process: proteolysis. Bases 437 to 3397 code for a protein of 986 amino acids. Gene Ontology annotation, molecular function: zinc ion binding; calcium ion binding; metalloendopeptidase activity.
CGCCUCCCGAGGCCCCUCCCGGCCGGCCGGCUCUACACCCUCCCCGCCUCCGGCUGGCGCACGUCCCGGCCCGGCCGAGCACGGUCCCGGCCCCGAGGGGGGCCGAGCUCCAGGCGAAAACCCGCCCUCCAGCGAGCUCAUUUCCCUAAAGAGGGGGAGAGGGAGGGAGGGAGAGAAGGAAAGAGACGGAAAGAAGGGAAGGGAGAGCGGAGAAGCCGGGCCGGAGAGGGGGCGGGAGACAGGAAGGAGGGAGGGCGAGGAGAGGGAAGGGGAAGAGGUAGGGAGAGCGCGGGGGGAGAGCGGGCGGCCGGGAGCGCCCUCCCCUCGCCGCCAGUCCUCCGCUUCCCCUCUCGUCCGCUCCCGCGUCCGGGCGCGACCCGCCGCCGCCGCCGCCGCCACCGCCGCCACCGCGUCCGCCGCCGCCGCGCCCGCCAGCAUGCCCGGCGUGGCCCGCCCGCCGCUGCCGCUGCUGCUCUGGCUGCUCCUGCUCGCGCGCCCGGGCCGGCAGCUCGACUUGGCCGACUACACCUAUGACCUGGGGGAGGAGGACGACGCGGAGCCCCUCAACUACAAAGACCCCUGCAAGGCGGCUGCCUUCCUUGGGGACAUCGCCCUUGAUGAGGAGGACUUGAGGGCCUUCCAGGUGCAGCAGGCUGCGGAUCUCAGACAGCGUGCCACCAGCAGGUCUUCCAUCAAAGCUGCAGGAAACUCUUCCACCCUCAACUGUCAGAGCACUAGUGGGCAGCCGCAGAGGAAAAGUCACGGGAGAUGGAGAAGCAGGUCCCGGAGCCGGAGGGCAGCAACGUCUAGACCAGAGCGCGUGUGGCCCGAUGGGGUCAUCCCCUUUGUCAUUGGAGGAAACUUCACUGGCAGCCAGAGGGCAGUCUUCCGGCAGGCCAUGAGGCACUGGGAGAAGCACACCUGUGUCACCUUCCUGGAGCGCACAGAUGAGGACAGCUAUAUCGUGUUCACCUAUCGACCCUGCGGGUGCUGCUCCUACGUGGGCCGCCGUGGUGGGGGCCCCCAGGCCAUCUCCAUCGGCAAGAACUGUGACAAGUUCGGCAUCGUGGUCCAUGAACUGGGUCAUGUCAUCGGCUUCUGGCACGAACACACGCGGCCUGACCGAGACCGCCACGUCUCCAUCGUGCGCGAGAACAUCCAGCCAGGGCAGGAGUAUAACUUCCUGAAGAUGGAGGUCCAGGAGGUGGAAUCCCUGGGGGAGACCUAUGAUUUUGACAGUAUCAUGCACUAUGCCCGGAACACAUUCUCCAGGGGCAUCUUCCUGGACACCAUCGUUCCCAAGUACGAGGUGAAUGGGGUGAAGCCUCCCAUCGGCCAGAGGACCCGGCUCAGCAAGGGGGACAUUGCCCAGGCCCGCAAGCUCUACAAGUGCCCAGCUUGCGGAGAGACCCUACAAGAUAGCACGGGCAACUUCUCCUCCCCCGAGUACCCCAACGGCUACUCCGCCCACAUGCACUGCGUAUGGCGCAUCUCAGUCACACCUGGGGAGAAGAUCAUCCUGAACUUCACGUCCAUGGACCUGUACCGCAGCCGCCUGUGCUGGUACGACUACGUGGAGGUCCGAGACGGCUUCUGGAGGAAGGCGCCCCUCCGAGGCCGCUUCUGCGGGGGCAAACUCCCGGAGCCCAUUGUCUCCACCGACAGCCGCCUCUGGGUUGAAUUCCGCAGCAGCAGCAACUGGGUCGGGAAAGGCUUCUUUGCGGUCUAUGAAGCCAUCUGUGGGGGAGAUGUGAAAAAGGACAACGGCCACAUCCAGUCGCCCAAUUACCCAGACGACUACCGGCCCAGCAAAGUCUGCAUCUGGAGGAUCCAGGUGUCCGAGGGCUUCCAUGUGGGCCUCACCUUCCAGUCCUUUGAGAUUGAGCGCCAUGACAGCUGUGCCUAUGACUAUCUGGAAGUGCGCGACGGACACAGCGAGAGCAGCACCCUCAUCGGGCGCUACUGCGGCUAUGAGAAGCCGGACGACAUCAAGAGCACGUCCAGCCGCCUCUGGCUCAAGUUCGUCUCUGAUGGGUCCAUUAACAAAGCUGGCUUCGCCGUCAACUUUUUCAAAGAGGUGGACGAGUGCUCUCGGCCCAACCGCGGGGGCUGUGAGCAGCGGUGUCUCAACACCCUGGGCAGUUACAAGUGCAGCUGCGACCCUGGGUAUGAGCUGGCCCCUGACAAGCGCCGCUGCGAGGCUGCCUGUGGUGGAUUCCUCACCAAGCUCAAUGGCUCCAUCACCAGCCCGGGCUGGCCCAAGGAGUACCCCCCUAACAAAAACUGCAUCUGGCAGCUGGUGGCGCCCACCCAGUACCGCAUCUCCCUGCAGUUUGACUUCUUCGAGACCGAGGGCAAUGAUGUGUGCAAGUACGACUUCGUGGAGGUGCGCAGCGGACUCACGGCCGACUCCAAGCUGCACGGCAAGUUCUGUGGCUCCGAGAAGCCCGAGGUCAUCACCUCCCAGUACAACAACAUGCGUGUGGAGUUCAAGUCCGACAACACAGUCUCCAAAAAGGGCUUCAAGGCCCACUUCUUCUCAGACAAGGACGAGUGCUCCAAGGAUAACGGCGGCUGCCAGCAAGACUGCGUCAACACCUUCGGCAGCUACGAGUGUCAGUGUCGCAGCGGCUUCGUCCUCCACGACAACAAGCACGACUGCAAGGAAGCCGGCUGUGACCACAAGGUGACAUCCACCAGCGGCACCAUCACCAGCCCCAACUGGCCUGACAAAUACCCCAGCAAGAAGGAGUGUACCUGGGCCAUCUCUAGCACCCCCGGGCACCGGGUCAAGCUGACCUUCACGGAGAUGGACAUUGAGUCCCAGCCUGAGUGUGCCUACGACCACCUGGAGGUGUACGACGGGCGUGACGCCAAGGCCCCCGUCCUGGGCCGCUUCUGCGGGAGCAAGAAGCCCGAGCCCGUCCUGGCCACGGGCAGCCGCAUGUUCCUGCGCUUCUACUCUGACAACUCCGUGCAGAGGAAGGGCUUCCAGGCGUCCCACUCCACAGAGUGUGGAGGCCAGGUGCAGGCAGAGGUGAAGACCAAGGACCUUUACUCCCACGCCCAGUUUGGCGAUAACAACUACCCCGGGGGCGUGGACUGCGAGUGGGUCAUCGUGGCCGAGGAAGGCUAUGGCGUGGAGCUGGUGUUCCAGACCUUCGAGGUGGAGGAGGAGGCCGACUGCGGCUACGAUUACAUGGAGCUCUUCGACGGCUACGACAGCACGGCCCCCAGACUGGGGCGCUACUGCGGCUCCGGGCCUCCCGAGGAGGUGUACUCGGCGGGAGAUUCUGUCCUGGUGAAAUUCCACUCGGAUGACACCAUUACCAAAAAAGGCUUCCACCUGCGAUACACCAGCACGAAGUUCCAGGACACGCUGCACAGCAGGAAGUGACCACUGCCCUCACACGGCGGGGACGGGAGGCCCGCUGCCCUCAGUCAACUGAGCCGGACAGCGGGGGCUGGGCAGAAGGCGGGACCCCGUCCCCGUCCCCCAGGUGCCAGGACCUGCGGGCCAAUGGUCCAGGUGAGGCAGGGCGCUGGACUCCUACAUGAGCCACUGCCCCACGAUCCCUUCCUCCCUUGCCCCCGCCAGGAGUGAAGGGCCAGGGCCAGGGAGCCAGAGCUUUCCCUGAGACACUUGAAGUGGCCAUUCCUCUCUGGGGGCCCAGCCCGGUGGGAAAGGGUCUGUCACCGGGACCCGCCCACCUUCCCUGCCCGUCUCUACACGCUGUAUUGUGUAUGGCCGGUGGCAUAUCUUCAUUGUAAUGUACAUUUCCCACCCCUUCUCCAACCCUGAUUUGGUUUUAUUUUAAGCCUCCACUUCCCCCUGUUUCCUGGGGCGUGAGUUUCCGUACAUGUCCCACAGGAGCCAGGGUGGGAGGAUGAAGGGGAGGGAGUGGGGCAGCAAGACAGGGCUUCUCUCAGGCCCAGUGGCUGGUCGGCCACACCAGGGCACCCCAGCCAAUAAACCGAAAGUGUUACAGCCAGUA